CGCCCUUGCUUUCAGACAGAUAAAGCUGAGCCCAUUUUUAAAAGCAGCUGAUAACAGCCUUGUUAUUGCAAUUUUUCAACUUCUCCACCGCUGGGCCGUCGUGUUAAUUUUGAAUUACAAGGUUGUUAACUCACACACGAGGGCAUCAGGUUUCAGGGAUCGUUCUCUCUGGCAAUGAUUUUACAUUUUCAUCUGCUGAUAUGAUCUGCCAUUUCUCUCAUUUGUGAGAAACGCCAGAUGCUCCUUAUGGAUGUGGAUACAAAAUGUAGCAACGAUACCUCGCUCCCUAUGUGCUCUGAAGAGUCAUCUGGUUCUGUUGCUGUUAUUAUCAUCCCUUCUAUAUUGGCUUUGAGCACAGUUUUUGUCAUGGUUCUGAUUUUCUGUGAUCUUCACAAGUACAAACAAAAAGCGCAGAGGACCUCAGCAGCUUAUUUUACAAAUGCAGGCCAGCAGAGUGUAUCUGUGACUGCAGCCUCUUUAAGCACUCCAAAGGUCCAGGCAGCUUUGAAUCCCUGGGAAAUUCCUGAGGAGUGUGUUCUUGAGGGACUAGAGUUUUGGCAGACAGGCCGCUAUGGCCCCAUUUGUAAAGGUCUGCUGAAGAAGAAAGAUGGAACCUCCUCUGGUGUGGUGGUUAAGUCCCUCCGAGAUGGACCCAACCAACCUGAAGCUAAGGAGUUUGUGCAGUGGGUGCUGUUCCAUGCCAGAGUGUGUAAACAUGAGAAUGUGGUGCAGAUGUUGUACUGUCAGACCAAACGUCUGCCCAUGUACCUGGUCUUAGACGCCUACAGCCCAGGCAACCUCCUCCACUUCCUCUGGUCACUCAAAAAUAGGAAUUCAAACAUUGCGGCUCCAUCGCAAAGCUUCUCUGAGAGAUCUGUGUUUCUGGUGGCAAAGCAGGUUGCAGCAGGAUUGGAUUACCUUAUGGCAGAGCACAGGCUGGUGCAUGGUGAUGUUGCUGCCAGGAACAUCUUAAUUGGCCCAGGCCUCUCAGCCCGAGUGUCUGGGCUGGGUGUUGCAUUUGGAGGACGCAAAAUGGAUUUGGCAACUAGGCAGAGGGCAGCAGAGGUGCCUCUUAAAUGGCAAGCUCCAGAGAGGAUUAUGAUGCAGUUCAGCAUUGACAGGAGCGACGUGUGGUCAUUUGGAAUCCUCCUGUAUGAGCUGAUUACUCUAGGCUCUCCUCCAUAUCCCGAGCUGGAGCCUCUGUCUGUGCUUCCAAAGCUACAAGGGUCUUAUCGAAUGGAGAGACCAGAGAACUGUGGAGGACCUUUGUAUGAUCUGAUGAAGUACUGUUGGAUGUGGAGUUUCAAAGACCGACCUGCCUUCUCAUCCAUCAUAAAGCUGUUAGACUCCUCACUGCACCUAGCUGCUACUAAAGACAUUUGUGUUCCUGAUGAAAUGGAUAUAUUUGAGUAUAACAGACAGGCUGGACUGCUCUCGUAGUACAACCGUAUUUCAAGACCCAUUAACAAGAAAAGAUCUGGAUGUAAAGUGUGAUCUACAAUGACAGCCUAUAAUCUGUAAUGUUAGGUGUUAGAUUCAGCAGAUUAAUCUAAUUGUAUAGACUGAAUUGGACUGAAUUGACUGUUAAAUUGCCGGGAAGUAUCUUUCUUUGUACUUCCACAGUGAAAUAUUGAUGACAUGAUGAAUGAAGGAUGAAAGCAAGUA
This is a messenger RNA of Scomber japonicus (chub mackerel), 1665 nucleotides long. Its product is annotated as tyrosine-protein kinase STYK1. Gene Ontology annotation, molecular function: transmembrane receptor protein tyrosine kinase activity; ATP binding. The record is from RefSeq and is a predicted model, not a curated record. The transcript has 10 exons. Gene Ontology annotation, biological process: cell surface receptor protein tyrosine kinase signaling pathway; multicellular organism development; positive regulation of kinase activity. NCBI's taxonomy places the organism in Eukaryota, Metazoa, Chordata, Actinopteri, Scombriformes, Scombridae. Bases 238 to 1440 code for a protein of 400 amino acids. Gene Ontology annotation, cellular component: signaling receptor complex.